UCUGGGCACGAGGCGGGCGGGCCGCGGGAUGAGGAUCAUGUGUAGUCCACGCGCCGAAACUAGGUUAGAGCGAACCGCGCAGCAGAGAGGAGCAGAGCGCAGAGCAGGCCUGGAGUUUCCCGCAAACAGAACGCACAUAGCGGAGGCGUGCUGUCACACACUUGCGGGUUACGGAUCCAUAUGAGGAGUCGUUGUUGUGACGGUUUCCAGCGGCUCCGGUGUGGAGCGAGUAAGUGCGCGUUGCUGUCACAGUUCCUUGGCUUCAUUUCCACGCGGACAUUUAUGACCCCAACAGUCGGUUAGACCCACGGCAGACAUGAGAGCUCAAAUAGAAGUCAUUCCCUGUAAAAUCUGUGGGGACAAAUCAUCAGGGAUUCACUAUGGUGUCAUCACCUGUGAAGGCUGCAAGGGUUUCUUUCGGCGCAGCCAGCAGAACAAUGCCAUGUACUCGUGCUCGCGACAGAGGAACUGCCUAAUCGACCGGACCAACCGUAACCGCUGUCAACACUGCAGGCUGCAGAAGUGUCUCGCUCUGGGCAUGAGCCGCGAUGCUGUAAAGUUUGGUCGAAUGUCCAAAAAGCAGCGUGACAGCCUGUACGCAGAGGUCCAGAAGCACCAGCAGUCCCAGGAGUGCGGAGGGAUUGGUUCCCGCGAGGAGAAGAGCGACACGGCUGACCAUGGCCGUACCUACAGGAGAGGCUCCAGCGCCACGCUCAGCGAUCUGGACGACAUCACAACGCUGCCGGAGGGGCUGCUUUUUGACCUGCCGCUGACCCCGGACGAUGGCGGAGGAGACUACUGUAACCUGGAUAUGAUGGGAGGAAGUGCAGGCAGCGGCUCCUCCUCGCAGAGCUCCCCAGAGCAGACCAGCUUGGACUUUGGUGACGGAAACCACAGCAUCAAGCAUGAGUACCAGCUGCUGCAUGACUCUGGACUCUUCUCACACGCCAUCUUCAACCCGCUGCCUGACGGCUGCUCCCUGCUCGAGAUAGAGCGCGUUGCCCAGAAUGUGGUCAAGUCCCACAUCGAGACGAACCAGUACACCUCGGAGGAGCUCAAGAGAAUGGCGUGGACCUUGUACAGCCCAGAAGAGACCCGCUCAUACCAGACCAAGUCAGCUGAGGCGAUUUGGCAACAGUGUGCCGUUCACAUCACCAAUGCAAUCCAGUAUGUGGUGGAGUUUGCUAAGCGCAUCUCUGGCUUCAUGGACCUCUGUCAGAAUGAUCAGAUUAUCCUCCUCAAAGCAGGCUGCAUGGACGUCCUGCUCAUCCGCAUGUGUCGGGCCUACAACCCCAUCAAUAAUACAAUGCUCUUUGAUGGAAAAUUCUCCACUCCUCAGCUUUUCAAAGCUCUUGGCUGUGACGACCUUGUGAAUGCGGUGUUUGACUUGGCUAAAAGCCUGAGCCGUAUACAGAUGUCUGACGAGGAGAUUGCUCUUUUCAGUGCUGCUGUGCUGCUCUCGCCAGACCGACCCUGGCUGACGGAUGUUCAGAAGAUCCAGAAGUUGCAGGAGAAGGUUUACGUGGCUCUGCAGCGCUGCUUACAGCGACAGGGAACAUCAGAGGAGAAACUGGCUAAGAUGGUGUCUAAGCUUCCCACGAUGAGGUCCAUUUGCAACCUUCACAUUGACAAACUGGAGUUUUUCCGUCUGGUUCACCCAGAGACGGCGUAUACGUUCCCUCCUCUGUAUAGGGAGGUUUUUGGCAGUGAACUCACGUUCCCAGACUCCACAGAGGGCUAGGGCUAUUUAGCUAAGUGCUGUGAGUCAUAUAGUGACACUGAGGUGCAGGGAGAGGAAGAUUCAAAUGUGGCAACCAGCUGAAGGAACACCAGCCAGCAGCUCAAUGACAAUCCUGCAUGCUACGCUUUAGCGCACACUCCUCUCACCUCUGGCUCUCACUGCUCUGCGAGCCAGUCCUUUAAACCUAACACGACAGGAAGUGCUGCUGGGUAAUCCAUGCACUUUACCUCCUUUUAGGGAGUUAAAGGAACUAUUCAAAAGUAGCCUACGCUCUUUGUAUUCUCAAAAUUAUUUUUCUAUAAGACCUUAAACCUCUCGUUAGGUUGAGUUCUUUUCUAAUAAAUUGGACUCUCGCCGCUCUCACAGUUCCUGUAAGCUAUUGUUGAAUGUACCCCCCGUUCCCUGAACCAUUCAGCACAGCCCUGCGCUUGAUAUAGAAUGUACAUACCUAAAAUCCUCACCUACUUUGUGGAGAUUUGCAGUAACGAUGCCUGUUUCCAUCGUCAGUCUAGUAACUGUUAAUUGUUUCUUUAAGUAUUUUUGGUAGCACCCAUAUUUUUUCAGUUUUCUAACAUAUGAACAAACUGUUUAAAGGGACCAUGAUCAAACUCUCGAGCAGACAGAGUUUUUAAACUGUGUGGGUCAUGGGCGAACAUUUAGCGUCUCUGUUGCCAAGCACUUGGAAAGUCUUGCACACGGAGUACAAAACUUAGCGUUUACGCUGAAAAUGUCGUAGGUAUUUUUAUGAGCACACCCUCAGACACUGACGUAAGUGAUCUCUCUAUUUUUUUUUAAUCUAAUCAGUGACCUCAGUCCUAUUACCUUUUCCCUUUGCGAAUGCCACUUAGAGAGACGCACACAGAGCUAUUGUGGGUCUUUCGGAGAGAGACAGGCUGUUGCUGAGAUGUAAAAAUGUAAACUAGCACUUACGAGUCCUCCUUAGAAUCAAAAAAUGACCUCUGGGCACGAGAUGUUACGGGUUCGCGCUCAUGCUAAACCAGUGAGAAACACUAAAUAAACCCUCCCGCUGCCCAGAGUCCAGCCCCCGAGAGGUUAUCGUGCCCCCCGGAGGAUCCCCUCCUUACCGUCGCCACCCACAGGUUCAAAAGACUCGGGAUUAAAGAAAGCUCUUGAAUGUGACAGUUAGUGUAUCACCACCAGUAUGGUUGGAGGUAGGUGGAUGGUGGUGUUAGAAGAUUUCCUUUCUGCUCAGGUCCUCGCCGCUGUGGGGUCAGGCAGGCGUUCUGAUCAGAGAAUUCACCCUUCUGUUUCUUGUUCUCCACUCCUUUACUACCUCACCCUUUUCAAACACUACAUGGCACAGCAAAGGGUUGACAGAGCCAUCAGCUACCCCCCUGAGUUAUUAUUUCUGCUUCGUAUUAGAAAUCAGCAAUUAGUGCUAAAAUCUGAACACCAGUGCUAACUGUUUCAAAAUGUACUGUGUUUUUGCUUAAAACUGGACAGGAUUUGAGUGCAAAUGACCUGCUGGAUGUGCUUGCCCUGAGGACAUCCUCUCCGAUUGUCAGAGCAACUCAUGCCCUUAGGUCCAGGAAGCCCGGGAUAGAUACAGAUCUAUCUUGAAUCCUGGAGACGCACUCUGCAGACAGAGGGUGCGUCUUCAUAGCUGGGGAAUGUAUUGGACUUGUGUAGAAACAAAGGAGCAUCCAUUCUGCCAAUAUCCUAAAAAGGCUGUGAAGAAAUUGUAAUUCUAAGUUCUAUUUCGAGCAUUUUUUAAGACAAUCACGCGACAGAUGUUGGAUGUCUGCUUUUGUGUAAAAAUGUAAGCCAGGUUUGCUCUGCACUGCUGGGACAGUGCUCUUCACCAUACACUAUAUUUUGUCAGCUAGUAUGAAGGGGGUGUUACUGUUGUCUUGGUACUUAAGACAGAGGCAUUGUGGGAUUGUGCAAUGUUGUCUUUCCCAUCGUUCUCAGUACAUUGAGCUGUUUUUUUGCCGUGUACUAUAGCUAAUAUUUUCAUAAGCACUUUGACUAAGUUGACCUUGCGGCACAGCAAGUAACGCUAUUUAUAAUGUAAUGUACCAAAUACACAGCCACCUUCUUUUCAGAUCGGCUGAAAAUGGCCGAACGGCAUUUAGAGAUUGUAACAAAGUGCAAUACUUUGUGCGUCGAGCCUGAAAACGCUAGACGCGCUAACUUCAUAAGAUUGAGUAUAUUUUGUGAGGUUGCAGGCCUAAAGUCUGUCCGGGGGGCAGUAGUUACGCUCUGCACUCGCAUUUCUGUUUAGAGUCACUCAGGGAGAUAGCUGGGCUCUCUGUCCUACAGUGUCUGCAGUCAGUCUAGCUAGCAAGACACCUUGCACCAACAUAGAAGACCUUUAAACCUUGAUCACUGUGUACAGUACAUGUUCUUGUGAAUGUUUGAUUACAGAAGUAUCAAAGAUUUUACCCCUGUCUAAUAUCAUUAUUGCAAAAUGUUUUUUUUUGAGUUGUAGAUUAAAUAGGAUAUAUAUAAAUAUAUAUAUCUACAUAUAAAUAUAAAAGAUGGAUUAUAAUCUCGGAUUCUUGUGUUGGUUUUGUUGUGAUCUUUCAUUUCUAAAUUUUUAUCCUUUUAUGUGCUUGUUUCUCAUCGGUUUAGUGUCCUUUUGUCUUGGAGAGAUGUAAUUCUAUUUUUUUUAAAGAGCGUUUUUAAACAUGUCGCCCUAAACUUUCUCUUUGUCAUGAUCCUUCUGUUUAUAUUUUCACUCUAUUUUAAGAUUAUAACUAUGAAAUCAAUAUAGAUUUUAAUAUGGAAUAAUUUAUGACAUGUCAUGAAUAUAAAGCCCUUUAGGGUUUAACACAGUGAAGUGUUAUUGCACAAUGGUGAUACUAUAUGUGGAUUUAAGAAUGUAAUAAAAGUGUUUUUGCAAUUAAAAA
Molecule: messenger RNA, 4614 nt
Organism: Maylandia zebra (zebra mbuna)
Lineage: Eukaryota; Metazoa; Chordata; Actinopteri; Cichliformes; Cichlidae
Gene: rorca
Product: RAR-related orphan receptor C a
Biological process (GO): regulation of transcription by RNA polymerase II
Cellular component (GO): nucleus
Molecular function (GO): RNA polymerase II cis-regulatory region sequence-specific DNA binding; nuclear receptor activity; zinc ion binding
Source: RefSeq, a predicted model, not a curated record